AUGGAUGGAAAGUCUGACAUUUAAAAGGCUGUUUAUCACUUUUUCUCUUGUUCCUAGUCUAUUGUCAAUAGCCAAAAGUCAUUAGACAUUUUCCAGUACUUCACAGAAGACAUUUCUGAUCAGUUAAUGUUGAAAUCUUAAGUGAUUUAAAAUCCGAUUUAGUUGCUGUAAAGUUGGACUAUUUAGCCUCUUACAUAGAUUCAAUCAUGUAAAAGCGUGAUAAUAAGAGGAACUUUUACGAAGGCUAUUGCUUUACUUGGAUCAGAUGAUUACUAAGGGCUGAAUACAAUACUAUAUUUUGAUUUAGUACAACUCAAAUCCACUGAUUUUUAAAUGAGAUUUAUUGGUAGUACAUAUUCAGAUAUUUUAAAAACCUUCUCAGCUGUAUAUAUUGGAAACGACAAAUGGUAUUUUGGUGGAAGUACUUCACGAAUAUCGAGAAAAACUUUCUAAUAUCAAAUUGGCUUUAUAUCAACUUACCCCACCUCCGAAUAAAUUUAAAGCAAUAUAAAUGCUAAAUUGGAAAUCAAAGGAGAACUCCAAAACUUUACCAGAGUUAUUUAAGGUGAAAAUUUCAUAGCUACAAGCUAUCAAAAUCUAGAGUUGCAUGAUCUCUAGUUUACAUACACUCUGACUGUAAAUCCAAUGCCCUACUCAGAUGCAAUUUUCAAGUAUAAUGGCACGGCUUUCUUGAUAGAUUCGAACUCAAUGAAUGAUGUGGGUAACUACAGCAUUUAUAUAAUUGCUACACUGCCUAAUCGAAGAAGGUCAUUUGCAGUUUUCAGAUUGAUUAUUUUACCACCCAAAGUUAAACCUCAAUUUACUAAGAAAUAAGAGCCACUUAUGCUAGAGGGUACUAUUAAAAAUCAAACUGUGGUUAUAGGACAUUAAAAAAAUUAAAAAUUGCCAAGCAUUAUCCAAUCAAAAAAACACGAAGAUGCUUAAUUCAACAUAUACCUGCUAGGGGACUAAUUGAGUCCAUCAUUCAUAACUUUGGAAAAUAAAAUCAUGAUAAUCAAACCUACCUAACCUAGAGAAAUAGGUGUCUAUUUACUAUAGCUAAACAUCACAAAUGAUAAUGGUGAUCUUUACUCAUAAAAUUUCUAGAUAGAUAUCAUAGAUGGUCUAUCAUUCGACUAAAGAUAAUCAAUGUCUCAAUAUAUUUGGAGUGAUCAAAUUAUAUCAAAGGACUGCAUAUGGAUUAGUGAGGAUACUUUUCCUAAAGUAACUAUAGAGUAAAUCAACUAAAUAAGUUAGGUCUUGCUUAAAAUUGAUUAUGGCAAUAAGACAAUCAUUCCCUAGUUGAAAGAGCACAUUUAUUUACGAACUCUGGAUGAUAACAAGUUUAAAUUGAGUCUAAUUGCAGACUUUUCAAAUGAAAAUACAACAAUGUUCUUUAUUAGAUAUUAGCUAAGAUUCGAUAAUCCAGAAAUGAUUUCAUCAUCUAGUAAUAAAGACAUAUUGUAGAUAUUUUACUCACCGAUUCACAUUUACAAUAAUCAUCCAAAUUUUAAUCUUCCUCUGUACUUUUAAGAUGAAAAGAGAAUACCUGCAUAGUUUCCUAAUGACUUUGAUGAAUAGAGUUUUGAAUACUUUAGUUUGGGCUAAGAAAUAUUUACUUCUUCCCUCACUACUCUUUUCAUUUCUAAUAUUGCAUUAAGUCUGAUAACUUCUAAUGGUCUUCAAUAUGUGUGGAGCAUGGUAAGUUCCUUACAGUUGAUAUCAUAUUUACCACUUCUAAACAUUAACAUACCAGCAAAUUUGUACUUGCUUUUAUCACUAAUUUAAGGACCUUUGCAAUUCAAUUUUAUUAACACCUAAGAUCUUACUUAAGAGAUGUUCCAAAUUGAUGAUCUGGAUAAUAAACCCUCGUUGAAUGAUAGAUUUGAUAAUUACGGAUAUAGUAAUAACCUUGCAAUCAUCAAUUUGCAAAUGAGUUUCUAUUACUUGCUGUGCUUCCCCAUGCAAUUUCUGGUUAUAUACUUCACAAAAAGUCUAUCAAGAUUUUCAAAAGUUUUCUUAUUCUUUCAUAAGAAGCUGAAGAAAAAUUUGUAGUAUGAUUUUUUCCUCUGCUUAUUUGUUGAAAACUACAUUUAGAUUGUUCUCAGUUGCCUGAUAAAUAUAAUGAUCCCAUCAUACUCUGGUAUUGGUGAUAUAUUCUCAUUGGCACUCUCCUUCAUACUUAUUGUGUAAAUUCUCUAUUUAUUGAUAGUUAGACCUUACAUAAAAUAAAUAUAAAAUAUUGUUGAGAUUAUCAAUGAAUUAAGUGUGCUUUUGAUUUCCCUACUUCUGCCAGUUUUCACUGAUUUCAAUUACAAUUUCCUUAGUCAAUAUAAUUUAGGAUAUUUGAUUAUUGCUAUUUUGCUUUUGGUUACUUUAAUAAAUGCGAUCUUCACGAUCUAUGAUAUCUAUUUAGUAAUGGCAAGAUUUGUUAAGAGGAUUGCUAAGUUUCUAUCUAGAAACAAAAUUCAUGAUGAAAGAAUUGUACUUAAUCUCCCUCUUGAUACGAACCAAUAAGCUCUCUGUAUAAAUUAGGACUCAAAUAGUGAAAGUUCAGGAUCAGGCUCCAAUAGAAGUCGUAAAGCUUGGAGAAAGUUAAUGACAGAGGAUAAUUUUGACAAUUUGGAGAUUAAAUUCUACCCAAGAUCUAAGGUUAAUCUAAGUAAUAUUAAUGAAGUGACGUUAGAUUAUGAAGAUAGUGAGGAAAACGAAUAAUAAAUUGAAGCCAGUUUUUAGUAAACAAGAAGAUAUUAUUAGAAUGAUUAAGAGUGGGUUAUGGAUACCUUUGAGAUCAAUAGAUCUGCUACAUUUGACAGCAAAUUGCAGUUUCCAUAAUGUUGA
Stylonychia lemnae is the source of this 2841-nucleotide messenger RNA. The record is from the annotation of a GenBank genome assembly. Lineage: Eukaryota; Ciliophora; Spirotrichea; Sporadotrichida; Oxytrichidae.